Ictalurus furcatus (blue catfish) is the source of this 8075-nucleotide messenger RNA. RefSeq names its product plakophilin-4. NCBI's taxonomy places the organism in Eukaryota, Metazoa, Chordata, Actinopteri, Siluriformes, Ictaluridae. Gene Ontology annotation, biological process: cell-cell junction assembly; cell-cell adhesion. Gene Ontology annotation, molecular function: cadherin binding. Bases 968 to 4564 code for a protein of 1198 amino acids. The transcript is spliced from 22 exons. The record is from RefSeq and is a predicted model, not a curated record. Gene Ontology annotation, cellular component: adherens junction; nucleus; plasma membrane.
UCUUUAAAAAAAAAAAAAAAAAAAACAGCACUAAAGCAUGUGUUGGUGAUACAAAAGCAGCUCAGAGGGGACUAGGGCUGGGCGAUAUAUCGAUAUAAUAUCAAUAUUGUAACAAAUGAUUACGCGAUACAAUUUUCUGAGAUAUCGUUGGUACAGUGAUGUGUUUUUUACCUUUUUAAUAAUGACAAAUUAAAUGAUACUGAAUGGAUGCCGGUGAUUUGAUAUAAUUUUGUAAAAUAAACUAAAAAUAUUAAUCAUCUUUGUCUUUGUAGGCAUUGAAGAAUUGUCAAACUCGUUUUUUUUUUUUUUUAUUGUUUUGUUUUGUUUGUUUUGCUACAGUUUGGUAGCUAAAUUAUCUACCGUGAUUCACACGCAUCGUAGUAGCCCUACAGAGGACUAGAAAUACUUUUCUGCAGUGAAAUGAAAGUCACGUGGUGGGUAUUUUCUCUUCUCGCUGUCAGUGAGCCUUUCAUCUGUAAGCUUUUUUUGUUACGGAGUCCGUAACUCCAUGAACAAGAUUAACACCGUCUUUAAAUGUUCGGCACACCGUUAUGCACUUCAUCAAUUGGAUAAAUUGUGUAGGAACUGAUAGAGGACUGAAGUGUUGAUUGCUGAGGCGCUUCAUAAGUGACUGAAGAACGGCGUUUUUUUAAAUAAACUUGGCAUCCAUAGACGAGAACAAGAUUCAGCGCAGAUUACAGAGCUGCUGCUGAAUCCCCAUUUAUUGCUGGUUGAUGUUUUAUGGCGUCUGAGUGACCUGAUUCAUGGCUCAUUGAAGGAGUGCUUUAUUGAUUUAAGGGUGUGUUCGUGUGGGGUAUGAUGAUAAGAGGAAAUGAGUGUGUUGUAUGGCUUCAGGUGGUACAUGUCUGUACUUCCUCUGGUGAGCGGGGUGUAGCCCAGCCCUUCCGAGAGACAGGUCUUAACGGUGGUCAGAGUUAGCCGAGCGUUCACCGUGAGUCUGCUCAUCAUGGUACAUGCUCCCGGUGGUUUCCUCUCACCCAAACCUCUUCUGAUCUUCCAGGGAGGAAAGAGAAGGAUCAGUCGCUCUCUACACUCACGCCUCCUCACCUCCCUGAUCUUAACAGGAGGAAUGCCUGCACCUGAGCAGAGUCCCAUGUCGGAGGAGGGCCUUCUGCUGCCAAUCAAAGAUCAAUUAGCCAAUCACAACAUGGAAUCUGAGAGCACUGCCAACAAUAUCCUGGCUUCUGUCAAAGAACAAGAGCUCCAGUUUGAGAGGCUGACCCGGGAACUGGAGGUGGAGCGACAGAUUGUGGCCAAUCAGCUGGACCGAUGCCGACUGGAGGCGGAGUCACCGGGAGCUGCGAGUGGCAGUUCCUCUGAGAAGUCCCUCCACUGGAGACCUACAGAUGUGUCGAGUUCCGCCGAUGCCAAGUCUGUCAGGGAGCAGCUGUCGCUGUGCUCACCGGAGCAGAGCUCUCUGCACGAAAGUGAGGGGUCCGUUGGGAACUCGCGCAGUUCCACGCAGAUGAACUCGUAUUCUGACAGCGGCUACCAGGAUGCAGGCAGCUACUACAGCAGCCAGAACGUGGGAAGGACGGAGAUGCGGCUACAGCACUCGUACCCAGGCGGCGGUCCCGCUGGCAGCAGCACGCUCAUGAGGAACUCCAGGGCAGAGGGCCAGGCUUCCAGCCAGAUGUCUGGAGGUGUCAGCGGGGCGAUCCCUGGACGAGCCAUGCGGCGUGUGUGCUCUGUGCCAUCUCGGGCGCAGUCACCCGCCUACAGCACUGGCAUCUCUCCCUCGCGUGGGUCUUUGCGGGCGUCGCCGGGCAGUGCCUACGGCUCACCCAUCGUGACUGAGCCCAAGCCGCUGCCCAGCAUCUUCUCCAGCAGUACCUUGCCCAACUCCCAGCGGGCCAGCUCUCCCUUCUCUGCCCAAAGGAACUCGCCGUCCACCUUGCGCAGGAUGGGCUCGGGCACCAGCCGUACCACCUCGCCCUACUCGGCACGUCUGGGCUCACCGCUCAGCGUGGCAGUGGAAGAAGGACAAGCGGCAUCAGGCUCAUCUCCGGUGCGAACAGGAAUGACCGCCAUGCCGCAGCAUUAUGGGUCGACGUUGCCAAGGACGCUGCUGCACGAGGGCGCCGAUCCCUACAGUACACAUUCAUACGAGCUCUACGAAAGGAUGGUGCCACGCCCGGACAGCUUGACAGGUCUGCGGGCGUCCUUCGCGAGUCAACACAGUCAUCAUGGGGCUGAUCUGCGCUCGACUGUGAGUCCAGACCGCCACAUCGGACCCAUCUACGAAGACCGAGCCUUUCAUGGGCCUCUGUACCGCAGCCCCAGCCACGUUACACACUCACCACUCUACAGAUCGCCUUCAGGCGUCGGGAACCUGCAGAGGAGCUCCAGCCAGCGCAGCAACAUGACGUACCAAAGAAGCAACAGCUACACAGCGGUGACGUACUCAGACCCGUAUCGCUCCGGCCCGUACCGACCCUCCGAGGGCGGCUUCACCCGGCACGCCAUCAGCAUCAACGACGGAGCCGUUCGCUCUCCCUCCAUCGACAGUAUUCAGAAAGACCCCAGAGAGUUUGCAUGGAGGGACCCAGAGUUGCCGGAGGUGAUUCAUAUGCUGCAGCAUCAGUUUCCCUCUGUGCAGGCCAACGCAGCAGCUUACCUACAGCACCUGUGUUUCGGAGAUAACCGCACUAAGGCAGAGGUGUGUCGGCUGGGUGGGAUCAAGCACCUGGUGGAUCUGCUGGACCACAAGGUUGUGGAGGUGCAGCGGAACGCGUGCGGCGCGCUGAGGAACCUGGUGUACGGAAAAGCCACCGACGACAACAAGACCGCCGUGAGAAACGCCGGGGGCGUGCCGGCUCUGCUCCGCCUGCUGAGGAAGACCGUGGACGCGGAAGUGCGAGAGAUCAUAACAGGGGUCUUGUGGAACUUGUCCUCCUGUGACGCUGUUAAGAUGACAAUCGUCCGCGAUGCCUUAACAACUCUGACCAACACUGUGAUCAUUCCCCACUCGGGCUGGAGCAGCGCGUCCUACGACGACGACCACAAGCUCAAAUUCCACUCCUCACUCGUGCUGCGCAACACCACCGGCUGCCUGAGGAACCUGAGCUCGGCCGGAGAGGAGUCCAGGAAGCAGAUGCGCUCUUGCGAAGGGCUCGUCGACUCGCUGCUCUACGUCAUCAAAGCCUGCGUGAGCACCGCCGACUUCGACAGCAAGAUAGUGGAGAACUGUAUUUGCACUCUGAGGAAUCUCUCGUACCGUUUGGAGCUGGAGAUGCCUCCUUCACGGCUGAUAGAUAAUCAGGAGAAGGACGGGUUGCUGGGGACGGAGUCACCGAGUAAAGAGGCAGACUACAGCUGCUGGGGGAGGAAGAGGAAGAAAAAGAGGAAGAGUGUACAGGAGGAGCAGUGGGAUGGUGUGGGGCCGAUCCCCGGUUUCUCCAAGUCUCCAAAAGGAGCCGAGAUGCUGUGGCAUCCUGCAGUGGUGAAGCCUUACCUCACUCUACUGGCCGAGAGCUCCAACCCCGCAACACUAGAGGGCGCUGCUGGAUCCCUGCAGAACCUCUCAGCUGGGAACUGGAAGUUCUCGGCGUAUAUCCGCGCCGCAGUGCGGAAGGAGAAAGGUUUGCCCAUCCUGGUGGAGCUGCUGAGGAUGGAUAACGACCGCGUGGUGUGUUCUGUAGCCACAGCGCUCAGAAACAUGGCGCUGGACGUCAGGAACAAGGAGCUGAUCGGGAAGUACGCGAUGCGUGACUUGGUGAACCGGCUGCCCGGAGGUAGCACCACUCAGCUGUCUGAUGAGACGGUGGCGGCCAUUUGCUGUACGCUCCACGAGGUCUCCAGCAAAAACAUGGAGAACGCCAAAGCUCUCGCCGACACGGGAGGCAUCGAGAAACUCGUCAACAUCACCAAGGGACGUGGAGAGAGGUACUCGAUGAAGGUGGUGAAGGCUGCAGCGCAGGUUCUCAACACACUGUGGCAGUACAGAGACCUGCGCACUAUCUACAAGAAGGAUGGCUGGAAUCAGAAUCACUUCUUGACUCCUGUGUCCACGCUGGAGAGAGACCGCUUCAAAUCCCAGCCCACAUUACCCUCAAACUCCCUGCAGAUGUCUCCAGUCAAUAAGACAGCGGGCAGCACCACCUCGUCUCCAGCCGUGUUGGGGAUUAAAGAACAGCGCUCCGAUUACCAGAGGACCGCACAGCCACCUAUGCAAUUUUAUAACUACCAAGGAGACAGCAGUGCGCAUAAAACCCCAUACACAGGGUCGGUGAAAUCAUCUCCGUUUUAUCUCAGCUCUUACUCCUCUCCCGGCAGAGACGAAUCCAGGAGAGGCCAGCAGCACAUAUGUUACGUGGAUGAGACUGGACAGAGGGGUUACGAGCCGUAUCGGACGUACGUGCAGUCCCCGCAGGCAUACGACGACCCGUACCUGGAGGAGACGCUGCAGUACUCGACUACAGACUACCCCACACAGCCUCACACACUCAAAGCUACCACCAACUACGUGGACUUUUACUCCAGCACACGCAGAGCCUCGUACCGCACUGAUCAGUACCCGGGCUCGCCAGACUCCUGGGUAUAGAGACACGAAAUAUGAACAGACGGCACCCUCAAUACCGUGUCCGAUUCGAACAGAGAUGGAUUCUGAACGUGGACGAGGGGAGAGAUGAAAAGAGCGAACGUUUAGCCAAAGAAGGAAGAGCAGCAGAGUGUGUGUUUUAUCCAUGGAAGCAGAAAGAAAGUAGAAUUGGUGUGUGUGUGUGUGUAGAAGUGACCGACUGAAUAGCGAGCCUGAUGUAUGUGUAGACCAGAGUUCUGCUCUGAUUUUAUUUUCUUAUGGCAGUGCAGGUGAAGGUGGCCUGAGGAAGCGGCGUGCGAUGUGCAGAAAGGUUUGCGUCAGAGAAUCAGACAGGGAAACGUGUAUGAACUUAGACUGAAAUCAAUCAAGAACUUAUACCUGUUAAAAAAAAAAAGAAUAAAAAAAAAAGAAAGAAGAAGAAAUAAUAAUGAUGAUAAUGUUAAUGAUAAAUAAUGAUCUUAAGACAUUAGCUUAAACAGAGGGAACAAAACUGUAUACGUACUUCUCGUUGAGAUUGUGAAUGCCACUGAGUCUUGUACAUUUCCUUCAGAACACUGUAAAUACAGAAAAGAAAGAAAAUGCAAUGCCACAUUAAAGAGAUGUAGAAAUCUAUAAAUAUACAGAACUAAAAGCAGAAGGCUGCAGGCCUGACUCCAUGAUACUACAGUCUACCUGAAGUAAUAAAAAAAAUCAUCUUUGUUUUUUAUAAAUCUGUCAUUUCUUUCUCUGUGUGUUUUUGUUUUCAUUAAAGGUGCAGUUAGAAUAACAGAAGAUCUGAAGAUCUGAAUUGUUCUCCCAGUUAAAACCAAGCUGUUCAGAUCUGCCCCUUUUCCCGAAAGGGAACUUGUGACGCAGACGAUGUUUCAUGGAGGAUGUAAGGUUGCUUGAAGUGAAGGAGAAGGCUUGUUUUGUUUUUUUUUGUUUUUUUUUUUGUCAGUGACUUCAGAAUUAAGACUAUACAUUGCUCCAUUUCUCCUUCUGAAUAAGACUCGUCAAUUACAUUUUAGGAGAAUCUCUGCAGACAUCUUAAGAGCUGGUCUGUUUAUUUUUGUUUUGUUUAUUUUUGGUCAGCUAGGGUUGAAGUGGCAUUUGUUGGUUGUUAAGUACAGUGCCCUCCACUAAUAUUGGAACCCUUGGUAAAUAGGAGCAAAGAAGCCUGUGGAAAUUUGUCUUGAUUGUUUUAACUUUCUGAUCUUUUGUUCAAAGAAUUCACAAAAAUACUCUGCUGUCAUGUAUAUCAAACAAUUUCAGACACAACACAGGUUUAUCCCAAAAAAAAAAAUCUGUUAAAAAUAGGUGUGCCACAAUUAUUGGCACCCCUAUGAAUUCAUAUGAGGAAAAAUGUAUUUGAAGUUUAUUACCAUUGAUAUUUUACAUUGUUUUAGUACACCUGGGUGACUAGGAACAGGAAAUUGUUCAACCAUGACUUCCUGUAUCACAGGGGUAUAAAUAUGAGGUAACACAUAUGCCAAAUUCCCUUAGUCAUUCAUAUCAAUGGGUAAGACCGAGGAAUAUAGCUGUGAUGUGUGACAAAAGGUUGUUGAGGUUCACAAAAUGGGACGUGUCUAUAAGAAAAUAGCACAAGCAUUGAAAAUGUUCAUCUCCACCAUCAGGGAAAUAAUUAAGAAGUUCCAGUCAACUGGAAAUGUUAUGAAUCAACCUGGAAAUGGACGUGUGUCUAUAUCGUCUCAACACACUGUGAAGAGGAUGGUUCGAGUGGCCAAAAAAUCUCCAAGGAUCACAGCUGGAGAAUUGCAGAAGUUAGUUGUGUCUUGGGGUCAGAAAGUCUCCAAAACUACAAUCCCAAGUCAACUACAUCACCACAAGUUGUUUGGAAGGGUUUCUAUAAAAAAAAAAAAAAGCCUCUACUCUCACCCAAAAACAAACAGUUUGUCAGACACUACUGGAACUUCAAAUGGGAUCGGGUUCUAUGGUCAGAUGAAACCAAAAUAGAGCUUUUUGGUAAUAAACACCAGAGGUGGUUUUGGCGCACACAGAGAGGUAGCCAUAUGGAAAAGUACCUCAUGUCCACGGUUAAAUAUGAUGGUGGAUCUUUAAUGUCUUGGGGCUGUUUUUCUGCCAGAGCACUUGGACAUUUUGUUAGGAUACAUGGCAUCAUAGACUCUAUCAAAUAUCAACAGAUAGUAAAUGAAAACCUAACUGUCUCUGCCAGAAAGCUUCAAACGGGCCGUGGUUGGAUCUUCCAGCAGGACAGCGAUCCAAAACAUACAUCAAAAUCAACACAAAAAUGGUUUACUGACCACAAAAUCAAGCUCCUGCCAUGAUCAUCCCAGUCCCCUGACCUGAACCCCAUAGAAAACCUGUGGGGUGAACUGAAGAGGAGAGUCCACCAGCGUGGACCUCGAAAUUUGAAGGAUGUGGAGAGAUUCUGUAUGGAGGAACGGUCUCAGAUCCCUUGCCAUGUAUUCUCCAACCUCAUCAGGCAUUAUAGGAGAAGACUCAGAGCUGUUAUCUUGGCAAAGGGAGGUAGCACAAAGUAUUGACUAAAAGCGUGACAAUAAUUGUUUCACACUUAUAUUUAACAAAGAUAUUUUUUAAUAAACCUGUGUUUUGUUUGAUAUCCAUGAGCGCAUAGUAUCCUCUAAAUUAAAGAGGAGAGGGACCAUCUUUUUAUCAGCGCUCAGUUCAAAAGCCUGCAUCUCUGAUGGUAUGGGGGUGCAUUAGUGAAUACAGAAUGGGCAGCUUGCACAUCUGGAAAGGCAACAUCAAUGCUGAAAGGUAUAUACAGGUUUUAGAGCAACAUUUGCUUCCAUCCAGAUUCCAUCCCAUCUUUACUUCUGAGAGACUCUGCCUCUCUAAGAUACUCUUUUAUACCCAGUCAUGUUACUGACCUGUUGCCAAUGAACCUAAUUAGUUGCAAAAUGUUCCUCCAGCUGUUUCUUUUUAGUAACACUUACUUUUCCAGCCUUUUUCUCACGUUUCCAACUUUUCUGAGACAUGUUACAGCCGUAAAAUUCAAAAUAACCUUAUUUUUUUCCUUAAAAUGGUACAUUUCCUCACUUUAAACAUUUGAUAUGUUCUCUGUGUUCUAUUGUGAAUAACACCUGAGUUUAUGAGAUUUGCAAAUCAUUGCGUUCUGUAUUUAUUUACAUGUUACACUGUGUCCCAACUUUUUUGAAAUUUUGGUUGUAUUACAAAAGGAGCAAACGUUCACUGAUGCUCAAGAAGGCAACUUUGGGCGUAAACUUUUGAACCGGAUGGUCGGUGUAAAUUGUUAUAAACAAUAUAAAUGAUUAACAUUUUACAGAUUCUGCAAGGUGUAUGUAAACUUAUAACCUCAACUGUAGAUGUUCAAUUCCAAUAUUUACACAUUCUUUUGUAUACGUAGUGGUCCACAUGUUUGUUCUUACCAUCUAAAGGUCAUUUAUAUGGCUGGAACAGACCAAAAGAAAAAUAUAACAGAAUGUCUAGUAUACAGUCUGUAUUCUUUAGUGCAGCGAUACACACUUGAGUCUCCAGCAGCCCUGAUACUGGUCUCUCUGAAGAGUCGGCA